UUUAUAUUUGGUAUCACUAUAGUUUACCUGCACAAGCUGGACGACACUCUAAGGACUGUGCCCUCACCUCUAAACUCACCUCACCGUUUUGGCUACAUCAAUCUCACGCUCUCCUCAUGGACUCUCCUGUGAAGGAAGAACCCCCAUCCGAGGUAUGGGCGCGCUUCGUCAACAAUUGUCUCGCAAUGCGCGUGCGUCCCGAGAGGUUUGAUGCCCUCUCCCAGAAGUUGAUCGUGAAUUCGCCAAUCGAGGGCCGGUUCCUCGCCAAUAUUGUCUUGCGCCCACAAACUCCAGGUUACGAGUUGAUGGAUCCUUUGGUUCUUGGAUACCUCGAAAAGGCUCUUUCCCGUGAUCUGAUCGAUGCUGGCGACAUCCUGCUCUCACUCUUCCGGUGGUCCAAGGAUCGGCCAUAUAACAACGACGAGGACAAGAACUCUGCUGAGGCACAUCGACGGAACCCACCUCGCCUGGAUGAGCUUGUGCUGCAUCACUUGGCGAGGGUGUUUGCCGACUCCCAGCGGCCCAAAAGCCCGCCUGAAGCGCGUCGGACUCUCAUUCUGGUUACGAAGUGGAUGGUUGCCAUGGUCGACCUUCACCAUAAGGACUCGAUGCUGCAAGCGAUGAACGGUGCUGAGCAUACCCAUCGCAUCGUUGCUCGGGACGCCUUGGGCCAGCUUGCAAUCGCGCUCUUGAGCAAUGCCAGAGUGGUUGGGAUCAUGAACAAUAGAAUCUUCCGCAAAGGCGAAAAGAAGAGCCUGGCGCAGGCUGUUUCGACCUUUGUACCAUUUCUGGCACAGAUCUCGAUCAAUACGUCCAGUCGUCUGGCUGAGCUGCAGAAAAGUCAUGACUUAGUCGAAGAGCCUUUGAACGAUAUUGUUGGCGACAAAGAAGCCAAUGACCUUGCUGUCGCGACGAUGCAGCUCCAGUCCGUGGCGGAGUUGCCAGUGAUUAAUUCACGAUCUGGUCUGUUCAUCUUCUUGAACUCUCUGCUUGUUGGACGCCCUCUGACCGAUGACACGACCAUCCUGGUGUAUCUCAGUAAUCGCUACAAGGGAGAUGCUCAAAGAUCAACAGUCGAUCUAAUCACGGCCGCCUUCGAUGUCCUUUCGAACGGCAACAACAGGCACGAGUCGCAGAUUCACAUGUUCAACCUUCGAUCGUUUCUGGUCAACAAAGUUCCAACGAUCAUCGCCACCCUCUCGCACUCGAUGUUUCCACCUCUGACACCUGAGUUCUGCAUCACACAAGCUCUGGCACACAUUGAUCCAAACUCAUUCCCUUCACUCGCACAUGCGAGCUUCGAUGUUGCCGCUGGCGACAAUCCUCUGAUGGACGUUCGACAAGACUUUCUCUUUGCCUGCGCUUUACAUCGGCUCCUACCGGUUGAAAGUAUUGAGCGACUGUUGGGUGAGCAGCCAAUGUCUGAUCUGCCCUCCGGUGGAGCAUACACGAAAGGGGCCUUGGUCUCCCAGUGUUCGGCCAACCCGGAGCGAGUGGAGGAGCUACUGAACGAGAUCGAACGGAUGGACGGCAACGUAGGAGCUAUUGCGAUUGCAAUUACUGAGGUCGUUCGAAAUCUUUGCGCUUCCAAGGAAACCAUGUCACUCAAAGCAGUCUGUAACGGACUGUCGCGGCGGCCAAAGGCUCUUGACAUCAUCCUGCAAUACACAUCACCGACCAGUAUCCUGCAGCCUCUUUGCCAUAUGUUGGACGCUUGGAGACACGAGGAAGACCAAGGGGAGUACCAGCCAGUAUUUGACGAGUUUGGUGCCAUACUAUUACUGGUCCUCGCGUUCGUACAUCGCUUUGACUUGACUGCCCAGGAGCUGGGCCUCAAUAAUGACUCUUUUGUCGCACAGCUGCUACAGCGCGGACACAUCAGCAUAAAGCAACGCGACUUGACCCCGGAGCAAGGCAAACACCUGGCGGGUUGGGUCAACGACCUUUUCGGAAAGGAUGGAGUAGAUCAGGUGUUGAGGACUUGUGGUCCGCAGGAAUUCUAUCAGCUUGUUCCAACAUUUUUCAGCCAGACAAUGAUGGCGUGCGCCGCAGACGUGCUGCCGUUGAAGACGGUGGAAUCUGGACUUGAAUACUUGCUUGAGACGUUUCUUCUGCCUUCAUUAGUCGGUGCGUUGAGGUGGAUGGCAGCUCGCGCACUUCAAAAACCUGGAAAAGAGAUCGUAGUCCUGAUCCAGGUCUUCAACAAGCUCAUGAGACCAUCCUCGAUAUCGGGCGAUGCACAGGCAAUGCACAACACCAUCUUGUCCAUCGUCUCGAAACAAUUGCAGGCAUGUUUCCAAGUCCUCCGGAAACACAAGCAGCUCGCCAAAGAAAUCGAACCGCUUAUUGAACGGCUCAAGCCACAUCUGAAGUACGAGCGAACGGCAUACAGCUCCGUCAGUGAAAUUGAGACGUGGACCUCACAUUCCAGCACACUUUGCCAGGUGAUACGUGGCAAUAUACAACAACUUAUUUCCUGGGCUACGAACGCGACCCGGGUUCUUGUCAGCCCUCCGCCCUACCCUGCGCGUCUUCUACACGUCGCCGAAAGAAUCCUCGGGCCGAGCAAAGUCCUGCGCGCCAUCAUCGACGAGGUCAGAGCCCAGACGGACACCGGUCAUGGGGAGUAUGCGCUUGAUAUUGGGGUCUCGAUGAUCUGCGCAGUCUCGACCGACAACAGCCCGCUGUCUGUAGACUGGCUCACGUCGCCGGUACCGUCACCACAUGUCCCUCGCACACGACCAAACCUGCGCGACAUGCUGAAGGUGGAGCUCGAUGAAGCGGCGGAUCUGAUAGCUAGCGAUCCACUUACAGCGGAAACGAUUGUGCGCUUGCAUCGGCGUGUCGAGGCACAGCUGGCUGUGUCCGCCUUACCGGAUCUCUCUACCACGGUGAUUAUACAGGACAUGCAUAUCGAUGUAGACGUCCCAUCCGACAGCAACAACGCACAGCAGAAUGGCAUGGACUCUAUCAACUUGGGUGGCAGCACAGACGACAUGAUGUCCGGCUUGGGCGAUCUCGGUGGCGAUACUGGCGAUGCGACAAACCAUGGUGGAGACUUGGAUCUGGGAGAUCUUGGAGAUAUGGACAAUCUAGGGGAUAUUGGAGACAUGGGAAAUAUGGACAUGGAUGAGAUGUUCCCGGAUUACUUUUGAGGGGCGGGCAUAUAUAUCAUCGCAAGCUUGUAGAUGGAUCUCUGGUCAGGUUACUAUUACAAGAGAUAUAACACAAUAUUACAGUAUAUCAAUGGUAAAGAAAUGGAA
Molecule: messenger RNA, 3263 nt
Organism: Pseudovirgaria hyperparasitica
Lineage: Eukaryota; Fungi; Ascomycota; Dothideomycetes; Acrospermales; Acrospermaceae
Product: Med5-domain-containing protein
Exons: 6
Coding region: 117-3155 (1012 amino acids)
Biological process (GO): regulation of transcription by RNA polymerase II
Cellular component (GO): mediator complex
Molecular function (GO): transcription coregulator activity
Source: RefSeq, a predicted model, not a curated record